GCUAAAGUUGGUUAGCAAACAACACCAAAGGAAGAAGACGGAAGACCGGAGAAGGGUCCGAACGAGAAGAGAGAGUUUAAAGAGCAGAAGUGAAAGCAAACGAGACGAAAUUUCUUGCUUUCAUUUGACGGUAAACGGUCUCGCGCAAUGGGUCGGAUUUUUCUGGAUCACAUCGGAGGCACGAGACUCUUCUCUUGUGCAAACUGCGACACGAUUUUAACCAACCGGUCAGAGCUGAUAUCCACGCGCUUCACCGGCGCAACCGGACGAGCAUUUCUCUUUAACAAGGUGGUGAACCUGCAGUACAGUGAAGUCCAGGACAGGGUCAUGCUGACGGGACGACACAUGGUGCGUGAUGUCAGCUGUAAAAACUGCAACAGUAAACUGGGCUGGAUCUAUGAGUUCGCCACAGAGGAAAGCCAGCGCUAUAAAGAGGGCCGCGUGAUACUGGAGAGAGCGCUGGUCCGAGAGAGCGAAGGAUUCGAGGAACACGUGCCGUCAGAUGCUUCCUGAGUCACGUGACAUCACAGCCCCUCAUCCGUGUGAAUGACGCAUCCAGCUUUUUGCUCUAGUCUUAAAGACACCGGGAAUGACCCCGUGACCCUCUCAGAUGAGUGAGGUGACGUGAAAAGAUUCAGAGCUGCUGUUUCUGUCACCUGUCACACAGGUUACACACGUACAGACGCAGGACACAUGCCGAGAGCUCACUGCAGUAUUUCAGCUGUUCUCACAGGUGCAGUGUUUUAAAGUAGAAGACCACCAUCAUCAUUCGGUCAUCUGUUAAUGAUAUUGCACAUGAUAUCUUUUUCAAAUUAUUAUUUGGUUUAAAGUGUUUUACUUUUGUUGAAGCUGUAUUCAUUUGAUCUCGAUAAGUCUGUUUGUCACGUCAGUAUUGCUGUGACAUUUAUUAAAAAUAAAACGUGUUUUCAAUCCA
Messenger RNA from Triplophysa dalaica, 934 nucleotides. It is a transcript of the gene ypel5, whose product is annotated as yippee-like 5. The transcript is spliced from 3 exons. NCBI's taxonomy places the organism in Eukaryota, Metazoa, Chordata, Actinopteri, Cypriniformes, Nemacheilidae. Bases 148 to 513 code for a protein of 121 amino acids. The record is from RefSeq and is a predicted model, not a curated record.